Messenger RNA from Silurus meridionalis, 5735 nucleotides. RefSeq names its product period circadian clock 3 (gene per3). The record is from RefSeq and is a predicted model, not a curated record. Gene Ontology annotation, molecular function: transcription corepressor binding; transcription cis-regulatory region binding. Gene Ontology annotation, biological process: circadian regulation of gene expression; negative regulation of transcription by RNA polymerase II; entrainment of circadian clock by photoperiod. Lineage: Eukaryota; Metazoa; Chordata; Actinopteri; Siluriformes; Siluridae. Gene Ontology annotation, cellular component: nucleus; cytoplasm.
GCGCAGCGCCCAGUCUCCGCCUACUGUGGGCGGAGUUGCGCCGCAGACGGAUCGCGGUGCCGCCCCUGGCCAAUGAACGUUUGGUGGGCGUGGCCUCGAGCGGCCCAGCUCACGUUGCAGUAAUGCGUGUGCGGCCGGGGAGAAUGCUGGCGAACACGCACGCACGCACGCACACACACACACACACACACACACACACGAGGAAACAAGAAGUUGCGCGCGCUCUCUCGCUCGCGUGGGGACCGUGAAUCGUGAACCCGAGGUUUAUGGACCGUGACCGGGAGUUGGUGCGUUACACGAGUUUGUGCGGCGGAGGAAGAUCCAGGAGGAGAGAGGAACGUGUGGUGAAACACGUCGACACGCGGCUCCAAAACCGGGGCACACCGACACCAGGUAUCUCAGGCUUGUUUACUCAGACUAAAGACUAAAUAAGGGGUCCUGUCCUCAGACCUUACCGAUGGAGUUCUCUAGAAUAACAGUGUAGAUCGUUCCAGAUACAAGAACAAACCGAGACAACACACAGGUGACAUUGGCCACGUGACCAUCCAGAGCAUGCCGAGUGGAGAGAGUUACCAGGAUGGAGAAGAGAAUGGUUCUCUCGAUCCAAGCUGCACGGAACGAGACGUUCCUGCUGACAGGAAGGCAAAACCGGCCAGCAGACGGGGCAUUUCCAGCUCCGGAUUGGUGGCUGGAUCCUGUGACGGAGAACUUUCUGGGGAAGAGCAAGGUCAGGAGGAUGUGGAGAUGAAUGGAAGUCACGAGAGCAUCAGGGGAACGCGGCAGCAUUCUUCUUUGGCUGAUGGGAGUCCUGGAAGCACUACGGGGUCAGCAAGCACCAAAAGUUCAAAGUCUGCGACCGGCUCGUCAUCCUGCAGCCUCCACAGCGCAGCCGGCAUUCAGAGCAGACACCACGCAGACUGCAGUGUUAGCGAGCAAGCGGAGCAGGGCCGAGACCACACUCACCAGGCGAUGAUGCAGACAGUGCAGGAGAUGAAGAAGAGGCUGCCGUCUGAGAAACGGAGCCGCAGCAAACCAAGUACUGUGGAGGCUCUGAACUAUGCCCUUAACUGUGUCAAACAAGUGCAAGCAAACAGCGAGUACUACAAGUUACUGAUGUGCAACGGACUGGAGGAGAGAAAAGAUGCCACGGUCUGCACCCUGGAGCAGCUGGAGAGUAUCACGUCCGAGCACACGCUCAAAAACACGGACACGUUUGUGGUGGUCUUCUCGCUGGCUACAGGGCGAGUGGUGUAUGCGUCGGAACAGGCCUCCAGCAUCCUCCACUGCAAGCGCAAGUUCCUCGACUCUGCCAAGUUUGUAGAGCUUCUGUUUCACCAAGACGUAAACGUGUUUUACUCUCACACCGCACAACCGCACCUGCCGCCCUGGAACAUGAGCGUAGACAGUGUUGCAGUCCUUUUUGAAUACGCCCAAGUGAAGUCCUUCUUCUGCAGAAUCAGAGGAGGGAAAGACCGCGAUGGCGAGAUGCGUUACAACCCGUUCCGUAUCACGCCGUACCUGCUGAAGGUGCAGGGCAUGGGUGGAGAGGAGGAGCAUCCGUGUUGCUUGGCUCUUGUUGAACGUAUCAUCUCAGGAUACGAGGCUCCGCGGAUUCCCACUGACAAACGCAUCUUCACUACAACACACUCUCCAGGGUGUGUGUUCCUAGAAGUAGAUGACCGCGCCGUACCUUUACUUGGAUACCUCCCUCAGGACCUGGUCGGCACGUCGGUGUUGACCUGCCUCCACCCAGAGGAUCGCGCUCUCAUGCUGGCCAUGCAUCGAAAAAUUCUAAAAUACGCAGGCCAGCCACCGUUUGAACAUUCCCCAAUCCGCCUCCGAUGUCAGAACGGAGAUUACGUCACGCUGGACACCAGCUGGUCCAGCUUCGUCACCUGGAGCCGCAAAGUGGCCUUCAUUAUCGGGAGGCACAAAGUCCGCACCGGGCCUCUGAAUGAGGACGUAUUUGCUACACGGAACAAAGCAGAGCUUCCUAUCAUGCAUGAAGAUGUGAAGGAAUUGCAGGCCAUGAUCUACAAGCUUUUCCUACAGCCCGUCCACACUAACGGCUCGAGUGGUUACGGAAGCCUGGGCAGUAACGGUUCUCACGAGCACUACAUCAGCGUGGCCUCAUCCAGCGACAGCAACGGGAACCUGUGGGAUGAUUCGCACCGAGAGACGGUGACCCUCCAGCAGAUAUGUGCUAAUGUUAAUAAAGUGAAGAGUGGCGGUCAGCAGGCGUACCUGCACUCCCGGAGGAAAACCACGGCGAUGGGGAAAAAUAGAGCAGAACCCGCAGCUCCCAUCCAUCACGAUGAUCAGCGUUUAGCGAUUCAGCGUCUUCGAAGCUCCAUCGAGGACUCUCACAGGAAGCAGCCGCACAUUCCGUCGUACCAGCAGAUCAACUGUGUGGACAGCAUCAUCAGGUACUUGGAGAGCUGUAGUGGCCCUGCACUGAAGAGGAAAAGCCAAUCCUUGUCCAUUGCUACCUCCUCAUCUUCUACCACGUCCGAGGAGGACAAGACUCCAGUGGCCCCACUGGUGGACAGAAGUAAUGCUGAUGCGGUAACCAUGAAAGCAAGUGCUGGACUGGAGAGCCAGGUUUCAGUGGGAUCUGCAGUGACCGUAGCACACACGACAGCAGCCGUGGUCGGGGCUCCGCUAACUGACAUCACUCUAUCCACGAAAGCUAUGAGUGUGGUGUCUGUGACCAGCCAGUGCAGCUACAGCAGCACCAUCGUGCACGUUCCCCAGCCUGAAUCUGAAGUGACCGCUCUAGAGGACACGCCGAUGGGAAGCGAACCAGCCGACCCAGCUCCUGCACCGUCACGGCCGACCCCAGGUUCCUCCACCACUGCACAGGAGGAGUUCCAAGUUGUGGGGCUGACCAAGGAGGUUCUGUCUGCACACACACAGAAAGAGGAGCAGGAGUAUGUGGAUCGCUUCAAGCAUCGCAUCCUGGAGAGCCCAUUUAGCUCUUAUCUCCAACAGGACAACGGCAGCAUGGCGCACUCCAACCACAGAGGUGAUUAUGCCAUGAGGCCCGUGCAUACCAGAGACUUGAACAGGUCCCAUUCAGGCAAACCGCGACACAAGCGUGCAAAGCCACAGGUGUCAUCUGACAGCGACGGCUCACGGCCUGGACACUUCCUUCCGAUUACCUUGUCUGCUCCCAAUAACUCGUCCUCCGAAACAUCCCAACCCAAACCCGGCUAUUUUUCGCCCAUGCUGAUGCCCGUUCAGCCUCCUUACUACCCCAUCCCCUCUCACACUGGUGCCAUGCAGCCACAUGGUGUCCCUAUGGUGGUGCAGCCGGAACAGCCACAGCCGCUCAUGCAGGUCACAAAUCCUUUUAUGUCCCCGGUCAUGGCAGUCAUCAUGCCCUACCCUGCCAACUACAUCAUCUACCCCCAGGCAGUACCAGGCAUGCCAGGUGUAACUCCACCUGGAUUAGUGCCUCCUCCACGUGCCCAACCUUCCUUUAUGUCCAUCGUGGGAAAUCCACUUGCUCCGACUGCCCCCUGCUCAGUGCCCCCAGCAUAUGGAGCGUUGCUGUCUUCACCGAUCUCAUCCCCGUGGCCGGAAGAGGAUGUGGAUGGCGCUCAGCCCACAGCUCUGUUCUCCAGCUCCAGGUCCAGCAGUCCGCUACAGCUCAACCUCCUGCAGGAGGAAUUGCCGAAUCCGAACGCACCGGAAAGGAAUAUGGGUGGAGCCGAAAGCCUGCAGGAGCAGCACACUAAGGAGGACGCUCCCAGUGAUUCUGGUAACCAGGACGCUCAAUCCACAUCCAGUGUGCUGCUGGACCUGCUCCUGCACGAGGAUGCUCGCUCCGGAACCGGCUCUAAUGCCUCAGGUAGUGGGUCUGGAGAAUCCGGGGGUUCUCUGGGUUCGGGUUCAGGUCUGGGCUCCAACGGAACGUCCACCAGCCACACAGGCAACAGCAGCAACAGCAGCAAGUACUUCGCCAGCAACGAUUCAUCGUCCCGCACGUCUCGCAAGGCCAGGAAGAGCCAGGAUGCACGUGACUUUGACAGACGCGUGGAGGAUUCGCUGUGGACCAUGAUCCAGCACACACCAGAACCGGUCAUGAUGACAUAUCAGAUCCAUCCCAGGGAUCAGGCACAGGUUCUGAAGGAGGACCGGGAGAAGCUGCGCCUUCUGCAGCCGUUGCAGCCGUGGUUCACUCAGGAGCAGAAGGAGGAACUGGCUGAGGUACAUUCCUGGAUCCACUAUCACACUGUACCCGAGGAGAUAAACACGCAAGGGUGUGUGAGCUGUAACAGUACUACAUUAGAAGAAAGUGUCAUGGUGGACCGAUCUCCACGCCUGCCCGCUCCGGACAGCUCGCCCCCUCAGGAUUGCCCCGUGGAGGACGUCUACCCAAACUCUGACACCUGAACCCGCUUCGUUUUUGCAUUCAGAAACCCCGCCCCCUCUUCACAAAGCCGGAGAAUUACUACGCCUCAUCCGAUCAGCACGCUCGGUAAGAGGACGUGAUGUUACGUGACGACCGAGUCUCUUCAAAAACGGAAACAAAUCUCAGAACCUUCUCGAACUACCGUGUGAGACUGACGUUCGUGUGGUCUGGAUUCUGGAACCACAAAACUGUGAAUCAACAAAACUCUCAUUUAUAUCAGUAUUGAAUUUUUCACUUCGUAUUUUUUACCGUUACAGCUCUGGAUUCACUGUGUUUUAUAUGAACUGAUGAAGACGUGACCCUCGGAGCCUAACGUUCGUCGGUCUUUCCUGCCAAUUUCGCGCGCUGCGACGAUUUGUUCUCUUCGAACAAAAUCGAGCACUUUGUCCUCCUGUGAUGAUUUUUUCUGUCCUUUUGUCUUGUGUCUCGAAUUCCAAUCUACGCUACGUACACCGUUUCGAAAACAUGCAUACAUGCGAUUUCUUGUUGAAGGUUUUUUUUUUUCGGACGUUUUUUCCCAUCAGUGUCUUGACUCGGUUUUCUUUUGCACGGCAAAACCCAUGAUUGGUUACAUGAAAAAAAAAUUAAAUCAAAUUAAGCUGUAAGCGAUGCUCUCUCCAUUUGCACUCAAUGAAAUGAGCACUAUUUAUUAUUAUAAUUAUUUUGUAUAGAAUAUAAAGAUUUAUUUUAGGUUUUUUUUUAUUCCUUAUCUUUAUUCCUCAGGUCCUAAUUCCUCCAGCUUUUUACAAUCAUUCAGUCUUUCUUAGAAAUUUGGAAGCAAGGAACAUUUUACCAUCGAUCCCCCACAUCCCCCACCCCCUGAACUCACGACCCGCUGAUCGCUAAACGUGAGUGACGAUCUGACGUUCAGAAGACACGUGACAAUCUAAUUGUGUUUGAUUCAAUUUUUCGCAUCCGAUCCGUAAAAUUGGACGUCACUUCCUUACUGUCGUGAUCCUUUAAUGUCAAGAUGAAAGUCGGGUUUUUUCAUAUUAUUUAUUAACGUUGUACCAAAAACUUUUCCGCUCUGUCUGCUCAGAAAAAGGUUUUCUGCUGAUUUUACUCCCGUAUUUGUGUGAACGGAAAUGCAACUUUUAAUUAAAUGUUGUAACGUAACAUUGCCGUUCGUGUACAAUCGGAAGGGGGCGGAGUUUAGGAGGGGGGUGAGGCAUCAGGGUGGGUCAGAAGCACAAAUUUCUAAUUUCUAAAUUAAUUUUGUGGACAUAAAAACAGGGUAUUUUGUACAGUUUUUUUUUUUUCCAUGAUCGAUGUAAAUAAUGUGCUUAUGUAUUUUGCAUAAAGAAAAAAAUUUGAUGAA